Molecule: messenger RNA, 2973 nt
Organism: Drosophila busckii
Lineage: Eukaryota; Metazoa; Arthropoda; Insecta; Diptera; Drosophilidae
Exons: 5
Coding region: 15-2171 (718 amino acids)
Source: RefSeq, a predicted model, not a curated record
AUAUUAGUGAAAAAAUGCCAGUGCGCAUAUCAUUGACAUUUUUUAACAAAGUAAUUUUUAUAAUUAUUGUUAUUAUUUUAUUUUUUAUUUGGUGGACAAAUUACAACUUGAUCAAUGAGCAAAAUAAUGAUUUUCUAAAAGCCGCCGUACUACUAAAGGUGUCAGUACAGAACGAGCCUCGAUCAGAGUUGAACAGACUUGCUGAAAGCGAGGCAGAUACUACUCCCACCGAUAAUGAUGUCACCACAUUAGAUUUUCAAUUGGGUGAGGAUGACUUCCUGGAAGCAAACCCAGCAAAAUCUGUACGCUAUUUUGUUUAUAAUAAGAAAUGUAAAAUUCCCUAUGCCGAUCCGUUUUCCCAUGAGGCUUUAGCUGUUUAUACACCAGCUAAGCUUAAGCUAUGCACCAAUGAAAGUGAUCUCAUUGAGCUCAACUACGAUAGGAACACGCAACACUACAAGCUGCAUAUAAACGAAAACUUUGUAAGAAAGGUGAAGAGCUUGAAGUGCAACUAUCGUGAGAUAACCAGAGGUACCAAGGAACGAGGGGAUUUUCACAGCAUAAUACAGAGCCCUGUGUACUUUAAACAGAAUCAGUCGCUACCACGACACAUAAGCGCCAUAAUUGUGAGUUGCCAUGACGCAUUUAAUGCUUCAAACAUGGUCCAGCAAGAUGCUUUUCAAUUGGUACAGCUGCAUAAGAAAAGCAAACGUUUGGCUCGUAACCCGCUGGAGCGUCGUCCUAGUGUCAUCUUGCUUGGCUUGGAUAGCAUCUCACGAGUGAAUUUCCAACGAACCAUGCCAAAGACGGCCAAGUUUGUGAGUCAACCGGGCUGGGUUGAAAUGGUGGGCUAUAAUAAAGUGGCCGACAACACCUUGCCCAAUCUGUUGGCCGUGCUUACGGGUCACAGGCCGCACGAGCUUCAUGAACAUUGUGAUAUAAGCAGCUAUGGCUGCUUGGAUGAGCUUCCCUGGAUUUGGAAACAGUAUAAACGUUCUGGAUAUAUGACGGCUACGGGCGAGGAUAUCACAAGAACUAGUCUCUUUACGUUGGGCUUGUCUGGUUUUAUCAAAGUACCAACGGAUUACUAUUUGCGUCCUUUGCUGGUUGCAAUUGAGAAAGCGCUGCGCACUUAUCGAAGAUUCGGCUACGAUUAUUGCAUUGGUAGGCGACUUAGCUUUGCGUAUGUCUAUGAUUUUUGCGCACAGUUUACGUCAAUAUUCGUCCAGGAUCUCGAUCAGCCGGUGUUUGGUUUCUUUUGGAGCUGCACGUUUACUCAUGAUUUUUAUUUUGCCGCCAGCAGCUUGGAUGAAAAGUUUAAUGCGUACAUGCAGAAGUUUGAACGGCAGCAGCUUUUUGAGAAAGCCAUUGUUAUACUCUUUAGCGAUCAUGGAUCACGCUAUGGCGAUCUUAUGGAUCUGUCUGAUAGUUUUUUGGAGGAGCGUUUACCCAUGCUACACAUUUAUUUGCCGCCUUGGUUUCGCAAAACUUAUUCCACCUACACAGAAUCCUUGUACACAAAUCACAAUCGGCUGUGCUCCAACUAUGACCUUCACAACACACUGAGACAUUUUCUGCAGCUGAAUGCCACAACAAAAGCACACCUGCCACCGUUAAAAAAUUGUCCCAGUAGUCAGUCUUUGCUGCAUACGUUACCUGAGGAUCGCGGUUGUGAGGAUGCCUGUAUUGAGGAGCAUUGGUGCACCUGCAAUGAAUUCAUCAAUCAUCCUCACGAUGGUGAAAUAUAUUAUGUAGGUAAACUGGUGGUGUAUCAUAUGAAUCGCUGGAUGCUUCUUCACAACUACAACAGAAAGUGCCAGCGUCUCGCCCUAAUGAAUAUGGACAAGGCUGAAGUGAAGGUUUUGCGCGAGGAAAAUGAAAAACAGACCUUGUAUGGGUCCAUUGUUACAUAUCGUUUAUGUUUUCGCACCUUUCCUGAGGUGGGCCAAUUUCGGUCAACCGUUCGCUACAACCGCGACAUCCAUGAGAUUGAGAAUCUAAAUGUGCCAGCAAUCAGUCGACUGAACUCUUAUCACAAUAAUUCGUUAUGUAUUAAUGACCGUAUUGCUAAGAAGUUUUGCUUUUGCUAUCCCGAAUGGAAGAAAUUUGACGAUUACAUGCGAUAUUGGCAAAACUUGAAAAUCACUACGAAGGCCAACUUGGAAAUAUAAAGCUUUUUUUUUUAAGAUUUAUAAAAUCUUCAGUCUGGCGUUUAGUGUUUGUUAAGAAUACAUGCGAACAUAUCAAAUUUUAACCAUAUUUCUUUUACUUACUUCGAUAACUAUUUGCUAUUGAGGUUGUGCAACACUUUUAUAUUUCAUUUUGUGACUUUUAAGAAUUUGUUUAGCACAAUUGCACCAGAAUCAAAAAUUUUGCUUAAAAAAGUUAACGGGAUAUCAAGUGAAGACUCAUCAUCUGACGAAUCGAAUAUGGAAGCGAUUACGAACAAUACGAAGCCAGAAGCCCAGGAGAAUUCACUUAAGAAGACUUAUGGCCUAAACGCCAACAGGUGGUGCCCGAUAAUAUCCACAAUUGCGUUUAAAGAACCUAACGGGAUAUCUAGUGAAGACGACUCAUCAUCUGACGAAUCUAUGAAAGAGAAUUCAAAGCCGAAUAAAAUGUCUAAAGAAAAUUUACUUUUGAUUAAGGACAUUACAAUGCCAGAAGCCCAGGAGAAUUCACUUAAAAAGAAUUAUGGCUUUAACGGCAACGGGGGGUGCCCGAUAAUAUCCACAAUUGAGCUUAAAGAACCUAACGGGAUAUCUAGUGAACACGACUCGUCAUCUGACGAAUCUAUGAUAGCGAACUCAAAGCCGAAGAAAAUGUCUGAAGAAAAUUUACUUUUGAUUAAGAUACAAAUCCAGAAGCCAAGCAGAAUUCACCCAAAAAGACUUGUGGCUUCAAUGCCAACUGGGGAUGCUUGAUACUAUAAGAACGCUUGUUGUUAGUAAAUACAAAAGAUUGUUCGUUUCA